CACCGUUCAUCACGUCGGUCGAACAUAAGUCGGUCUAAGAGAUUGUUAUCCGAACACCACCUAUAAAUAGCUCCUGCGACCACUCUUCUCUCCGAACCACGUUUCGCGAAGCUUCUUCUAUCACAGAUCCUCCACCGUAGAAGAAGCAGCAGCAAAAGCGGAGGGACGAGAAUCCUUUAUCCCUAGAGCGGCUGCGGCGACGAUGGCGGAGGAGAUCGCCGGAGCCCUCGGCGCCGCCGCCUCGCUCCGGCCGCCGAGGCUGGAGGACGCGGGCCUCGAGGACUGCGCCCUCCCGCCGGAUUCCAUCAUGGAGGCCUUCUCCCGCGCCGCCAUCUCCAUCCGAUCCCGCUUCGCCACUGGCGAGGACGAAGACGGGAGCGGCUGCUGCGUCGAGGAUCCGGGGCCGAGCAACGGGGAGAUCCCCGACGCCCUCGUCGGCGGCGCCGCCUCCGCCCUCGGGGACGAGCCGCGGCCGCUCUGCGGCGGCGCCGGGGGCGGAGACGAGCCUGGGAGCGGCAGCGCCGCCGAUGAGGUGAGGGUCGUGGGGGUUGGAAAGGAGGGAGAGGGUGGAGAUAGGGUUGUGGUCGUGGGAGGAGCGGAAUUGGACGGAGGGNCCUAUCCCUAGAGCGGCUGCGGCGACGAUGGCGGAGGAAAUCGCCGGAGCCCUCGGCGCCGCCGCCUCGCUCCGGCCGCCGAGGCUGGAGGACGCGGGCCUCGAGGACUGCGCCCUCCCGCCGGAGACGAGCCUGGGAGCGGCAGCGCCGCCGAUGAGGUGAGGGUCGUGGGGGUUGGAAAGGAGGGAGAGGGUGGAGAUAGGGUUGUGGUCGUGGGAGGAGCGGAAUUGGACGGAGGGGGGAAGAGGUCCUGCGUUGAUGGUGCAGAGGAAGGGAUCCGUGGUGUGGAUAAGAAGAAGGGUAAGGGCGAUAAUGAGGAGGAGGAAGAAGAAGAAGAAGAAGGGGAUGGUGAAGCUAUCCUGGUCGAGGCUCUCAUCUAAUCAUGCGCGCAAUUUUGAGGUAAAUUUCUCUUUUUGUGUGCUUCGAAAUUUUGGUUGAACUGUAGUUGUAGCUUCUGUAAUUGUAUUGUGAAUUGUGUUCUCAUUAGCUCUACUAGAUAUGUUCAGUGUACAGC
This is a messenger RNA of Ananas comosus (pineapple), 1128 nucleotides long. RefSeq lists its product as uncharacterized. The record is from RefSeq and is a predicted model, not a curated record. NCBI's taxonomy places the organism in Eukaryota, Viridiplantae, Streptophyta, Magnoliopsida, Poales, Bromeliaceae.